GUCAAGACUGAUUAUCGUCGAUAAAAUCUCAGAGGUGUCACGGUGGCGAAAUUGGCUAACGCGCCCAGCUGUGUUGGAAACAAAUGGAGAGGGGAGAAUCACGUGACACAACGAAACAACGUGCAAGCGAAGAGAAACAUUUGCAGUGUUACCACUUCUAAUUCUCUGUACUUAUUAUAUUAUUUUUGAUAAUCUCGGAGUAAUCGAACGAUUUAUUGAAGAAUUCUUGGAAAAUGGAGUCGUCCAGCAAAGCUGAGUCCACAGCCCCCAAACAGGCAAUGGUUUACAUCUGUGGAGAGUGCCACCACGACAACGAAAUUCGUCCCAGAGAUCCCAUCCGUUGCAGAGAGUGCGGUUACAGGAUCAUGUACAAAAAACGCACAAAGCGUCUGGUUGUUUUCGAUGCUCGUUAAGGUCUAGAUCAUCUCCAUCGACUCCUGGUCUAACGAUUCACUAAACCAAGAAUAAUGUAAGGAUUACGAGAUAAGUUGUAAAAUAUUUGCCUUUUUAAUAAAAAUAAUCUAAAGAAUAAUUUUUUUCUUCCACUCGCGUUAAAUCAGUAAAUGAUGAAUUCAUGAAUUUUAUUAAUGGCGCAAAUUAAUUUUUGUUUUUAAAGUUAAAGUUGAAUAAUUCCAAAACUCUGGGUAUUUAUUGAGAGGGACACUCAGGAGAAUGCGUAUUUAAUUCAUUAGGCAAUGUAUCUUUUAUUUACAAUAAAUAAAUUACAUUCUCGUUAGUAA
This is a messenger RNA of Fopius arisanus, 740 nucleotides long. RefSeq names its product DNA-directed RNA polymerases I, II, and III subunit Rpb12 (gene Rpb12). The transcript is spliced from 4 exons. Gene Ontology annotation, biological process: DNA-templated transcription. The record is from RefSeq and is a predicted model, not a curated record. Bases 234 to 413 code for a protein of 59 amino acids. Gene Ontology annotation, cellular component: RNA polymerase I complex; RNA polymerase III complex; RNA polymerase II, core complex. Gene Ontology annotation, molecular function: zinc ion binding; DNA binding. Lineage: Eukaryota; Metazoa; Arthropoda; Insecta; Hymenoptera; Braconidae.